AUGCUUCGUACUAUAUUCUCUUGUAAAUCAACUUGGCGUCGUGCGUUUAGCACAACAAGUCACCGUCAUGAAAAGGUCUCUGUUACUCUUCCAGAAGACUCCUUCAAGAUGUAUAAAGUGGACCACAAGCCAAACUUGGAUAUGGAAAUCGAACACAGUGAAUUGCUAGAUAUUUUCACGAAAAUGACCACUAUGAGGAAGAUGGAGUUAGCUGCGGAUGGUCUCUAUAAAGCUAAGAAGAUUCGUGGCUUUUGUCAUUUAUGCACAGGACAGGAAGCUGUAUCUGUGGGUAUGGAAUCUGCAAUUACGCACCAUGACCAUGUGAUCACUGCAUAUCGCUGCCAUGGUUUCACUUUUAUUCGAGGUGCUACAGUAAAGAGCGUGCUAGCUGAGCUUAUGGGACGUGAAAGCGGUAUCUCACAUGGUAAAGGAGGAUCCAUGCACAUGUUCUCGCCGUCAUUCUAUGGUGGGCACGGGAUUGUUGGAGCUCAAGUACCAUUGGGUGCAGGAAUCGCUUUCACUCAAAAGUACCUUGGUAUUCCAUCGGCGACUUUCACUUUAUAUGGAGACGGAGCAGCCAACCAGGGUCAAGUGUUUGAAUCCUUUAACAUGGCAGCAUUAUGGGAGCUACCAUGUAUAUUCGUAUGUGAGAACAACAAAUAUGGAAUGGGGACAUCUGCCAGUCGUUCAUCUGCAUCAACUGAAUACUAUACUCGAGCGGAAUACAUCCCAGGGAUACAGGUGAAUGGUAUGGAUGUUCUCGCAGUCAAGAGAGGAUGUGAAUGGGCAAAGGAGUGGGUUUUGUCAGGUAAAGGUCCACUUGUAAUGGAAAUGAGAACAUACAGAUAUGGCGGUCACUCAAUGUCAGACCCCGGUACAACCUAUCGGUCACGAGAUGAGAUCCAACGUAUGCGAUCCACAGCAGACCCUAUCACCCACCUCCGAGACUUGAUAAUCGAUCGAAAUGUGGCUACCGAAGAAGAAAUCAAAGCGAUCGAUAAAGAGGCACGUAAAUUGAUUGAGAAGGAAACACAGGAAGCGGAAGCGUCGCCAGAACCCGAUUUGAAAGAAUUUUGGAGCGAUAUAUACAUCAAGGGCACUGAGCCCUCCAUUAUCCGUGGUCGUGUACCCUCCGAAUCACAUCGCUUUCAUUAA
Molecule: messenger RNA, 1155 nt
Organism: Lichtheimia ornata
Lineage: Eukaryota; Fungi; Mucoromycota; Mucoromycetes; Mucorales; Lichtheimiaceae
Product: pyruvate dehydrogenase (acetyl-transferring) E1 component, alpha subunit
Exons: 5
Coding region: 1-1155 (384 amino acids)
Biological process (GO): pyruvate decarboxylation to acetyl-CoA
Cellular component (GO): intracellular membrane-bounded organelle
Molecular function (GO): pyruvate dehydrogenase (acetyl-transferring) activity
Source: RefSeq, a predicted model, not a curated record